Molecule: messenger RNA, 850 nt
Organism: Otolemur garnettii (small-eared galago)
Lineage: Eukaryota; Metazoa; Chordata; Mammalia; Primates; Galagidae
Gene: PACRGL
Product: parkin coregulated like
Exons: 7
Coding region: 130-741 (203 amino acids)
Source: RefSeq, a predicted model, not a curated record
UCCGAAGGUCGGUGGCUGGAACGGAGGCUGUGAGCUGACCCCUCGCUGGACCCGAGCCCCGCAGGGGCGGCAGGCAGGUCGCGGCGGGAGACCGGCGCGGUCGAAACUGGUGCCGGGAGCUGGGCCCGCAUGUGCAGGAGUAAAAGAGAGGCAAUGCAGAAAUCAGAGUAUCCUGGGAGUACACAGCUGAGAAACAGAAUAACAGGUAACUGUGAUCAACGGUCAUUGUCAAGUGCACAAAUAAAACACAAGACUGUAAUUCAGCAAAGCAAACCCUCCUCAUCAACCAGUUCACCAGAGUCUGCAAGAAAACUUCAUCCUCGACCAAGUGAUAAACUUAACCCUAAAACAAUUAACCCGGGUCUGAGAGAGACUAAACAUCCAUAUACCUUUGUGUCAAAGGAAGGUUUUAGAGAAUUACUUCUGGUCAGUGGUGCUCCAGAAAAAGCUGUGCCUUUGCUCCCGAGACUGAUCCCUGUGCUAAGGGCAGCCCUGGUGCAUUCAGAUGAUGAAGUGUUUGAAAGAGGAUUGAAUGCCCUGGUGCAGUUAAGUGUCAUUGUUGGCCCUUGUCUAAAUGACCAUCUGAAGCAUCUGCUUACAAGUCUUUCCAAGAGACUAAUGGACAAGAAAUUCAAAGAGCCCAUCACCAGUGCCUUACAGAAGCUAGAGCAGCAUGGUGGGAGCGGAAGCCUUAUCAUCAUCAAAUCUAAAAUUCCAACAUAUUGUUCCAUUUGCUGUUGAAGAAGGGAGCCAAGGAAAAUCAUCUCACUACCUGGGGCUUGUGUCAGACACCGACAGGGAGCCGUGGGACCUUCCUUCAGACAGUUCAUUGUACUCUUCUGUAGAUCAC